Molecule: messenger RNA, 3013 nt
Organism: Alligator sinensis (Chinese alligator)
Lineage: Eukaryota; Metazoa; Chordata; Crocodylia; Alligatoridae
Product: poly [ADP-ribose] polymerase 12-like
Exons: 12
Coding region: 41-1825 (594 amino acids)
Molecular function (GO): NAD+ poly-ADP-ribosyltransferase activity; metal ion binding
Source: RefSeq, a predicted model, not a curated record
CGGUGGACACUGCCCAGUAAAACUCUGCCUGGAGACGCGAAUGGACCAGGGACAGGAACGGCCCCGCAGUCCUCGGAGGGUCCUCCCGGAAGAGCCUCCUUCCUGGAAAGAAUGCAAAUUUAUUCAUAACCUACAAUCGGAGCAUAACUUACCUGUUCUGAAACACCAUGGGCUUGAGUGCUUAAAUGAUGAUGAACUGUGCCAACUUCUGCUUCAGAAUGAUCCUUCACUUUUACCUGAGAUAUGUCCGCAUUAUAACAGAGGUGAUGGACCCCACGGGUCUUGUAACUUUAAGACAAUCUGUAUCAAACUUCACAUUUGCCAGCACUAUUUGCUGGGAGACUGCAGAUUCGGCAGUAACUGCAAACGAUUACAUGACAUUUUUAAUCCAGAAUGUUAUGAAAAACUGGAGAAACGUGGAAUGAGCUCAGACCUGAUUAACAGACUGCCCUCCAUCUUCAGGAACGUGUACGACAUCAAAAAUGGCAACUCCUCACCAACCAAAGUGAAAGGUGACAGUCUGAAUGAGGUAUCCACAAUUCCAAAUAAUAAUGAAAAAUUGGAAGAGAUCUGCUUAUAUCACAUAAGGCGAAGUUGUAGUUUCCUAGAUAAGUGUAUCAGAGAACAUUUUCAUUUGCCAUAUAGAUGGCAGAUCUGUGACGGUGCUGAGUGGAAGGACUUAAAGGAUAUGGAAAAGAUUGAAGAGGCAUAUUGUGACCCUCAGAAUAACAGCGCUCAUGUGAGAGGCUCUGUCUCAGAGUUCAUAAAUUUUCAAACUAUGACCUGUGGCUCUAGAAAAGUUAGACGCCUCUCCACGGAAUCAUCUGUGACCAAACCCCCUCAUUACAUUCUUACAACAGACUGGCUGUGGUACUGGAAGGAUGAAUAUGGCUUGUGGCUUGAAUAUGGAAAACAAGAUGUUGACCAUGCUGCUGCUACUGUAUGUAGCAGUGACCUGGAGAAAGCUUACCUAGCCAAAGGGUCUCCAACAGCACUGCAGUUCAAAGCUGGGAAGCACGAAUAUGAGAUCAAUUUUAAAGACAUGAUCCAGAAAAACCUUCGCUACAAGACGGAGAGAGAGGUUUGCAGGAGACCCAAAUUCAUCUCUCCAAAAGAGGUUGAAAAGAAAAAAAUCAGUGGGGAUCAACAUUCAGGAGAGUGGAAGAACAUUCCAGACCACUGGGACAAGUCUGUCUUACCAGAAGUUGGAUAUAAGCUUAUCAAACUUCUCAGUUCUUCAGAGGAAUACAAAAAAAUCCAGGCUGACUUUCAGCGCACAAUGCCCAAAACUGCCAUUCUGUGCAUCCAGAGAAUCCAGAACCCAUCUCUCUGGGAAAUGUAUCAAUGGCAGAAAGAACAAAUGCACAAAAGGAACGCAGGGAAAGCUGUGGCCGAGAAGCUCUUAUUUCAUGGGACCAGUAAACAGUACGUUGAUGCUAUUUGCCAGCAGAACUUUGACUGGAGGGUCUGUGGCCUUAAUGGUACAGUCUAUGGCAAAGGAAGCUACUUUGCAAGGGAUGCAUCUUACUCUGAUAACUAUAGCAAGAGUGAGCACAACGUCAAGACAAUGUUUCUGGCACGGGUGCUAGUGGGGGAGUUCACCUGUGGUAACUCUUCCUAUCGUCUUCCUCCCCCCAAAAGCGGUCAAAACAGUUACUAUGACAGCUGUGUGAAUAGCACGAGUAACCCAUCUAUCUUUGUCAUCUUUGAGAAGUACCAGAUUUAUCCUGAAUAUCUGAUAGAAUACACAGACCAGCCAUUGGCAGCAAAGCCAUUAAGUGUUUAUUCAUUCAAUUCAUAUUUUCAGCAGAAUUUGUUUAACUGAGGAGAGUGCCUUCUGUCAGAAGUGGGCUUGGUUGCAUUACUAAGCAUUAGGGCCUUGUUGCAUGUUAAUUUCAGGCAGCUCCCGGAGCUCUUAACCUCUGGAUUGUCCUCACAUUAACACCUCAAACUAGUUUUAAGGACGCUUUAAGCGGCUUAAAGAUAUGCCACUCUAGGGCAGGUUUCUCUUUCAUCCACGUUAACCAGCUCAUGUUCCCUUAAUGUGUGGCCACUCCCUACAGGUGAACUACCCAAGUUACAGCCCUCCAGGAUCACAAGAUGCAUUGUCUCCCCCCUACCCCCUAUGUGGACAAACUUUCUCCCCCCUUGAACUCUUCUGCCCAGGGGUGCAAGCCUGCAGAGCUUGCCAGCUAGCCAGGUUGCAGGGCACGAAGGGGUCCAACUUCAUUUUCCUGCCUCCACCCAACCCAUCUCUCACAUCCCCCACCUGCAGCAGAGAUGGAAGCCUGUCCUGGUUCACCAGCCCUGUAGUGGCAACUCACAGCUGUAGCUCCUAGGCAGGCCCCUGCUCACCAGCCCUCUAGUGACCAGCUCAACAUACAACAUGUAAUAAGACCCUUAUUCUCUCCACGGUCUCCUAAGUAACUUACGGUACUUUAUAACGUAAAGGACAUUUUAAGAAUUUGAAAAAUGUAUCUUAGUGGGGUUACUUCAUUUUCUCUACUUAGUUUGGGGUUAUAAAUCUUCUUGGCAUUCACAUGAUUCUUGUAAGGGGACAUGAAGUAACAGAAUAGCAGUUGGCUGUAUGACUCUUAACAUGACUUAUUUUUAAUGCUCUGUAUUCAUUUUUAUUAAUUCUCAGGAAGGGAAGUCAGAUGUGUACUAAGCAGCAGGAGCAGAAUUUGCACAAGCCAUUUUUUGGCAAGACAUUUCUUUACUUCCGUAGAAAUGGUUUUGCCCACAGAGUUGCUUUGCGCUGUUGCUUCCACAUCAGGGUGACCUGCUAACAUGCUCUGCUACUCUGUGGGGUGUUUCUUCUUAAUACCUUGUGCUUGCCAAGGCGUAAAUUUGUGUUGUAAAAAUAAUGCAGGGAGUUGUAAAGGACCUGUAGUUUCAUUAACUACUAGUGCCAUCAGCAAUCUGACUUGACCUUUGGGAUGCUAAUAACAAGAGUGAGGUUUUUUUAUGUGGUUGGAGCAUCAACAGUCUGGCUGUGGUCUGUCUUCACUGU